ACACGUGACUAAAAGAUAUCUCUAGGGCUAUAUACCUAAUAAUGAUAUCCUCGCAAAUUUUCUUUUUUUGCCUGGUAACGAAACCAUCCUAGUGAAAAAAAUUAAAUUGAAUAGAAGACUUAAACAUACUACUGAACUGGUUCUUGUUAGAUAUAUACUCACAUACAUAACAAAAUGGCUAAAGAAAUCGUCGAUAUCAAACAAUUUGUUGAAUUAGCUAGAAGAGCUGAUAUCAAAUCUGCUGUUGUCAAGGUUAACCAAAAGAUUAACUCCAACGGUAAGAAAUUCAAGCAAACCAAAUUCAAGGUUAGAGGUUCUAGAUAUCAAUAUACUUUAGUUGUUAACGAUGCUUCCAAAGCCAAGAAGUUACAACAAUCUUUACCACCAACCUUAAAAUUAACCACUUUAUAAGUGUCAUUGUUAUUGUCAUAUUGAUGAAACCUUACUAGAUCAAUCAUAUGAGGUUUUAAUAUUUCAUUAAUCAGGUUUACAUUCAUAUAAUACUAUGAAAUUGUUAAAUAGUAUUGGUUUUAAUUCGAAAGAUUACAUUACGUUACACAUAUAUGAAUUGGGAUAGUCUUAAGAAAACCC
Molecule: messenger RNA, 591 nt
Organism: Scheffersomyces amazonensis
Lineage: Eukaryota; Fungi; Ascomycota; Pichiomycetes; Serinales; Debaryomycetaceae
Gene: RPL38
Product: 60S ribosomal protein eL38
Exons: 1
Coding region: 175-411 (78 amino acids)
Biological process (GO): protein-RNA complex assembly; translation
Cellular component (GO): cytosolic large ribosomal subunit; ribosome
Molecular function (GO): structural constituent of ribosome
Source: RefSeq, a predicted model, not a curated record